This is a messenger RNA of Galleria mellonella (greater wax moth), 722 nucleotides long. RefSeq lists its product as uncharacterized. The coding region runs from base 178 to 705 and encodes 175 amino acids. The transcript is spliced from 4 exons. The record is from RefSeq and is a predicted model, not a curated record. Lineage: Eukaryota; Metazoa; Arthropoda; Insecta; Lepidoptera; Pyralidae.
UUAUUACACAUCGACGUAUAAUUUUCAACGACAUUGAAUAAUAACAUUUAAAAGUAUUUAUAAAAAAAAUAAAAUUAAAAAAAAAUGUGUUUAAAUUAAUUAGAUAUUCGUUGUUCUUUUUUUGAAUUUUGACAUUAAAUAAUAGUUUGUAAAAGAGAUAAUAAUUAUGCGUUAAUUAUGACGGGAAAGUUGUGUUUAUUGUUUUUGUUGUUUUCGUGUGUGGAUUGUAUGAAGAAAUAUGUAAUGUAUGACUACGAUGUGAGCGAAGAGGACCUGUAUGAGAAUAGUGCAGUGAUUGGUAGCCAUACAUUAAUGAAUUCGACAUUGUACAAGACAAUUUUUAGAUAUUACUGUCUAAGUGACUACCACGAAAACGAGGACUUAUUAAUAUACGGAACCAAGUCAUGGACAUUUCCACAACAAGAUAUCAACCUCACAUUGUCUUAUCCAAGUGCGUUUCAAUCAGAUAAACAAACGGACUACAUAGAAGAGUACUGGAUCACAGGAUUCAACGUGUUAUUGUUUGUAGACAGUACAGAGAGUCAGGGUUACAUCAACCACGGUGGAAUAAUGCAGGACUCGAUAAGUUUGACAUUCGUGUGUCCGAAUGUGAACAUGCUUCAGUACCAAUUCUGGCUGUACGGAGUGGCGAAAUCGUCGGAGAAAAUUGAAUCGAGCAGCCUACUUCAAAGCGACAUGUGUUAAUAAAUUAUACAUUAAUA